AGGUGAUCUUGACGCAGGCGCAGAACGGAUUGAACCUGCAGCAGCAGCAGCAGCAGAUCAGAAGCAACAAAAGAAGAAACAGAAGAGAGAAGAAUAAACAACAUCAACCUUUAUUUUAUCACCGGAAACACAAAGUCUGAAGAUGAUGGAGAAGUCGAGCAGCCAGUACGACUCCUUCCUGUUCUGGAGGCAGCCGAUCCCGGCCCUGGACCUGUCCGAGCUGGAGGACCUCGGCCUCGGCGCCGCGGGGCCGCCCGCCGCCAGCGCCAAGGACCCCAUGUCCUCACUGAGGGGACAGGACGAGGACGAGAUCUCUGAGUUUUCCUCCUUUAACUUCUGGAGAGCUCCCAUCGUCGACAUCGACGCUCUGCUGGCCGACCUGCUGCUCUAAACCUGAUCCUGAACCUGAUCCUGCUCUAAACCUGAUCCUGAACCUGAUCCUGAUCUGAUCCUGGAUCAGCCUGCACCACGCUUCACAUUAAUAUUAUUAUUAUUAUUAAUAUUAUUAUUAUAGCAGAAGCUAAUUUAUAGAAUCUGAAACAUUAAAAAGUUUCCUCGUGUUAAAACAGCUUCAAGAAACUACAGACCUGAUCCCAGACCAGACCUUAGACCUGAUCCCAGACCUUAGACCUGAUCCUAGACCUUAGACCUGAUCCCAGACCAGACCUUAGACCUGAUCCCAGACCUUAGACCUGAUCCUAGACCUUAGACCUGGUCCCUGACCAGACCAGACCUUAGACCUGAUCCUAGACCUUAGACCUGGUCCCUGACCAGACCUUAGACCUGAUCCUAGACCUUAGACCUGAUCCCUGACCAGACCUUAGACCGGAUCCUAGACCUUAGACCUGGUCCCUGACCAGACCUCAGACCGGAUCCUAGACCUGAUCCCAGACCAGACCUUAGACCUGGUCCCAGACCUGAUCCCAGACCAGACCUUAGACCUGAUCCUAGACCUGGUCCCUGACCAGACCUUAGACCUGAUCCUAGACCGGAUCCUAGACCUGAUCCCUGACCAGACCUUAGACCUGGUCCAAGACAGACCUUAGACCAGGUCCUGGUCUCUGAGGAUCUGAGUCGUCCAGUUUGACUAAGAGAGAUUUGACCUUUGACCCCUUUGAGAAAUAUUAAGUCACUUUAUUUAUUUGUUUGUUUGUGUUUAUUUAUUUAUUUAUUUGUUUCCAUUUGUGCCUUUUUCUUUUCUUCCUGUCGUCGUCCUGCUGCUUCAUUCAGACACUUUCACUGUCCGGCCUCAUUCUUUAUUUAUUGAUUGAUUGAUUUAUUUGUUUAUUUCUGGUUGUUGUUGUUUUUGUGAGCCGGCCUCAAACUGGACAAACUCCAGUUCAUCUGUCAGAAUGUAAAAACCUGCCAACAAUAAUAAUAAGUCAAUAAAAUGUCACGUUUCUGAUCAAAA
Centropristis striata (black sea bass) is the source of this 1411-nucleotide messenger RNA. It is a transcript of the gene mllt11, whose product is annotated as MLLT11 transcription factor 7 cofactor. Gene Ontology annotation, cellular component: nucleoplasm; cytosol. The transcript is spliced from 3 exons. The record is from RefSeq and is a predicted model, not a curated record. NCBI's taxonomy places the organism in Eukaryota, Metazoa, Chordata, Actinopteri, Perciformes, Serranidae. Gene Ontology annotation, biological process: positive regulation of release of cytochrome c from mitochondria; apoptotic signaling pathway; positive regulation of mitochondrial depolarization. Bases 143 to 391 code for a protein of 82 amino acids.